CACUCAAUCGCAGCUAUGUCGCCCAGUCAGCUUCUUGUGAUCUUCGCUUUGCUGGCCCUAACUACUCGUCUAGUAUUUGGCCAAACCACGAUUGAUUGCCAAAGACCACCGCAACUAGUGGAUCCCGCACUCUGCUGCAAGGAUGGGGGUCGCGACCAGGUGGCUGAGCAGUGCGCCCAGCGGAUUUUAGGAGCAGCAAAUGGACAGAAGGCAGGAGGUCCUCCAUCGUUGGACACGGCAGCAUGCCUAGCUGAGUGCAUCCUCACAUCCUCCAAGUAUCUUGAUGAACCACAGAAACUUAACUUGGCCAACAUACGCAGUGAUCUCUCCGCCAAGUUCUCCAACGAUACCCUCUACGUGGAAACCAUGACCAUGGCGUACUCCAAGUGUGAGCCACAAUCGCAGCGCAGACUGGCCAUGAUCAUGCAGCAGCAACAACAGGCACAGCAGCAAAAGCCCCAGCAGCAACAACCAAGAUGCAGCCCCUUCUCAGCCAUCGUACUUGGGUGCACCUACAUGGAGUACUUCAAGAACUGCCCCGAUCAUCGGUGGACUCCAAAUGCCCAGUGUGCUCUGGCCAAAGCCUACGUGACGCAGUGCGGUUUGGGUGCCUAAAAUCACGACCUGAUGGAGAUGGUGCUUGUACAAUGUACAUACGUUUAUAAAAAGUAGUCAUUAAAUAAGAAUCAAAUUAACUUUUUAUAUUCAUAUAAUUUUGGAUCACUGGAACUAAUUAACGAGGUAGUAAUUAAGUAACGAUCGCACCUGAAAUUUACAAACGAUCUGAAUUAAAACUUGUGGCGAAAUA
Molecule: messenger RNA, 808 nt
Organism: Drosophila sechellia
Lineage: Eukaryota; Metazoa; Arthropoda; Insecta; Diptera; Drosophilidae
Gene: Obp47b
Product: Odorant-binding protein 47b
Exons: 3
Coding region: 16-615 (199 amino acids)
Molecular function (GO): odorant binding
Source: RefSeq, a predicted model, not a curated record